This is a messenger RNA of Impatiens glandulifera, 1184 nucleotides long. RefSeq names its product cysteine proteinase COT44-like. Gene Ontology annotation, molecular function: cysteine-type endopeptidase activity. Lineage: Eukaryota; Viridiplantae; Streptophyta; Magnoliopsida; Ericales; Balsaminaceae. Gene Ontology annotation, cellular component: lysosome. The transcript has 4 exons. The record is from RefSeq and is a predicted model, not a curated record. The coding region runs from base 6 to 1124 and encodes 372 amino acids.
UAAACAUGACGACUCCGGCCACCACCACCAUAAUCCUCCUCCUCUUCUCCGCCACCCUCAGCCUCAUGAUGGCGGACAUGUCAAUCAUCGAAAAUGAUAACAAUCAUCCCUCAAAAUCCAGAACCGACGAAGAAAUUAUGCAUAUUUACAAAAAGUGGAUGAUAGAGCAUGGAAAAGUCUACAACGGAAUUGAGGAAUCCGAAAAGCGUUUCAAAAUUUUUAAGGAUAAUUUGGUAUUCAUAGAUGCUCAUAACUCCGAGAACCGGACCUACAAGGUUGGAUUGAACGUGUUUGCCGAUCUAACCAAUGAAGAGUACCGAUCAUACUACCUCGGCAUGAAAUAUGAUGCCCAUCGCCAAUUUGUCCAGUCAAAGGUGGCCAGCCAAAGGUAUGCUGUGUCCUCAGAUGAAAUUCUACCGGAGUCGGUUGACUGGAGGACGGAAGGUGCCGUUUCAACAAUUAGGAACCAGGGAAAAUGCGCAAGUUGUUGGGCUUUCUCGGCGAUAGCAGCCGUGGAAGGAAUCAACAUGAUAAUGACAGGAGAGCUGAUUGAUUUGUCGGAGCAAGAACUUAUUGACUGCGACCGAACUAUCAAUCGCGGCUGCGCAGGCGGGGUCAUGAAUUACGCAUUCAGAUUCAUUACUAGAAACGGUGGUAUAGACACCCAGGAAGAUUAUCCUUAUCUAGAAGCCGAUGGCAAGUGCAAUGCCACUAAGGUGAAUACAAAGGUUGUGAGCAUAGACGGGUACGAAACUGUACCAUCCAACAACGAAAAUGAUUUAAAGAAAGCUGUCGCAUAUCAGCCCAUCAGUGUCGGCAUUGAAGCCUAUGGUUGGGCAUUCAAACUUUAUGUCUCGGGUAUUUUCACGGGAAGAUGCGGAACGUCGUUGGAUCAUGCAGUGGUGGUGGUGGGAUACGGAAGUGAGAACGGAGUUGAUUAUUGGAUAGUGAGGAAUUCAUGGGGAUCGAAUUGGGGUGAAAGUGGUUAUGUUAGGAUCAAGCGGAACAAUGUUGCUGGCGGUAUAGGAGCAGGGAAAUGCGGCAUAGCGAUGAUACCUUCUUAUCCCAUAAUUAACGAAUAUGCAGACGGCAGAGCAGGAGUCGUUAGUAGUGCCUCAAUAUAGGAAUUAAAAACUAGUAUCCAAUUUUAUAUGAUGAUUGCCUUCUAAGUUCAAAUAAGGUGG